Molecule: messenger RNA, 2849 nt
Organism: Suricata suricatta (meerkat)
Lineage: Eukaryota; Metazoa; Chordata; Mammalia; Carnivora; Herpestidae
Gene: ATXN1
Product: ataxin 1
Exons: 3
Coding region: 1-2286 (761 amino acids)
Biological process (GO): nervous system development; negative regulation of transcription by RNA polymerase II
Cellular component (GO): nucleus
Molecular function (GO): RNA binding; protein binding
Source: RefSeq, a predicted model, not a curated record
AUGGUAGACCCCAAAGCCCAGUGCCUCAGUUUCCCAGGAUGCCAGCAGUGCUCGCCGCUGCAGCUGCUGCCUGUAGGGGCGCCCACAUCUGCCGCGCUGUCCGCGGGGCUGGACUACUCCCCGCCCAGCGCGCCCAGGUCGGUGGCGGCGGCCACCACGCUGCCCGCCGCCUACCCGCCCCCGCCGUCGGGGACGCCGGUGUCCCCCGUGCAGUAUGCUCACCUGCCGCACGCUUUCCAGUUCGUCGGGUCCUCCCAGUACAGCGGGCCCUACGCUGGCUUCAUCCCCUCGCAGCUGAUCUCCCCGACGGCCAGCCCCGUCACCAGUGCCGUGGCCUCGGCCGCGGGGGCCACCACUCCGUCCCAGCGCUCGCAGCUGGAGGCCUAUUCCACCCUGCUGGCCAACAUGGGCAGUCUGAGCCAAGCCCCCGGGCACAAGGCUGAGCCGCAGCCGCAGCAGCACCUGGGCAGGACACCGGGGCUCGUGCCCCCGGGCUCACCCCCGCCCGCCCCGCCGAACCAGUACGUGCGCAUCUCCGGCUCCCCGCAGGGCGCGGGGCGCGCGGCGUCCCCUCCGGCCAUCCCCGUCCACCUCCACCCGCACCAGACGAUGAUCCCGCACACGCUCACCCUGGGGCCCUCCCCCCAGGUCGUGGUGCAGUACAGCGACUCAGCCGGCCACUUCGUCCCGCGGGAGGCCGCCAAGAAGGCCGACGGCGGCAGGCUGCAGCAGGCCGCGCAGGCCAAGGAGCUCCUGAACGGCGAGCUGGAGAAGGGCCGCAGGUUCGGGGCGCCGAGCUCCGCCGACCUGGGCCUGGGGAAGGCCGCCAAGCCGCUGCCUCACCCCUACGAGCCCCGGCACGUGGUGGUGCACCCGAGCGCCGCCGACUAUGGCGGGCGCGACUCCGCGGGGCUCCGGGCCUCUGUGAUGGUCCUGCCUGCCAGCACCACGCCCGCCGCCGACCUGCAGGUGCAGCAGGUCCCGCACCGGGAGGCCUCGCCCUCCAGCCUCAACGACAAGAGCGGCCUGCACCUAGGCAAGGCCGGCCACCGGUCCUACGCGCUGUCGCCACAGCAGGCCCUGGGCCCCGAAGGCGUGAAGGCCGCCGCCGUCGCCACGCUGUCCCCCCACACGGUCAUUCAGACCACGCACAGCGCUUCGGAGCCACUCCCGGUCGGACUGCCAGCCACCGCCUUCUACGCGGGGACCCAGGCGCCGGUCAUCGGCUACCUGAGCAGCCAGCAGCAGGCCAUCACCUACGCCGGCAGCCUGCCCCAGCACCUGGUGAUCCCCGGCACGCAGCCCCUGCUCAUCCCGGUGGGCAGCGCCGACGUGGAGGGCUCGGGGGCCGCCCCCGCCAUCGCCACGUCGUCGCCGCAGUUCGCUGCAGUGCCCCACACGUUCGUCACCACCGCCCUCCCCAAGAACGAGAACUUCAGCCCGGAGGCCCUGGUCACGCAGGCCGCCUACCCGGCCAUGGUGCAGGCUCAGAUCCACCUGCCCGUGGUGCAGUCCGUGGCGUCCCCCGCCGCCGCGCCUCCCACACUGCCCCCCUACUUCAUGAAAGGCUCGAUCAUCCAGCUGGCCAACGGGGAGCUGAAGAAAGUGGAGGACCUGAAGACGGAAGACUUCAUCCAGAGCGCGGAGAUCAGCAGCGACCUGAAGAUCGACUCCAGCACCGUGGAGCGGAUCGAGGACAGCCCCCACCCGGGCGUGGCCGUGAUCCAGUUUGCCGUCGGGGAGCACCGAGCACAGGUCAGCGUGGAGGUUUUGGUAGAGUACCCUUUUUUUGUAUUUGGACAGGGGUGGUCCUCCUGCUGUCCGGAGAGAACCAGCCAGCUCUUUGAUCUGCCCUGUUCCAAACUCUCGGUUGGGGAUGUCUGCAUCUCACUGACCCUCAAGAACCUGAAGAACGGCUCUGUUAAAAAGGGCCCGCCCGUGGAUCCGGCCAGCGUCCUGCUGAAGCAUUCAAAGCCCGACAGCCUGGCGGCCAGCAGACACAGGUACGCCGAGCAGGAGAACGGCAUCAACCAGGGAAACGCCCCAAUGCUGUCCGAGAAUGGCGAACUCAAGUUUCCAGACAAAAUAGCAUUGCCCGCAGCGACCUUGCUCACCAAAAUAGAACCCGGCAAGCCCGCGGCCACGAGGAAGAGGAGGUGGUCGGCGCCCGAGACCCGCAAACUGGAGAAGUCGGAAGACGAGCCACCUUUGACUCUUCCCAAACCUUCUCUCAUCCCUCAGGAGGUUAAGAUUUGCAUCGAAGGCCGGUCUAACGUAGGCAAGUAGAGGCAGCGGCAGCGUGGGGAAAGGAAACAGGAAACUCGGCUCUCCCUUCUCAUUUGUAUCCAGAUUACUGUACUGUAGGCUAAAUAACACAGUAUUUACAUGUUACCCUCUUUAGGUUUCUGUUAUAACCUUGUCAUUAGAGUUACAGCUGGUGUUGCAGCAGGAGACCGGGGCACAUGCUUUUCCACGAGUGACAAGUGGCAGGUGGGGGGCGGGAGGGGGGCAGGGCAGGGCAUCCUGGGAGAAAGGAAUGUGGCUUCAGAGCACCUGCCCUUCCCAGCUGCCGGGGCUGUUCUGCAAGCAGGGAGCUGCCUGGGGGGGUGGGGGUGGGGCCCUGUGGGCGUGCACUCGGGGACUCCGGUGCAAGGCCUGGUGUGGGGGUGUCUCCUCUCUCUUGCCCUCCGCCCUGCCUGGUGAGGUUCUCACAUGCAACGCGACCACCAGGAACCCAGGUGCAGGGCCUGCUAGAGAGGCAUCCAACAGCAGACGGAAAGCCAACUGUGUAAAAGACCCUUUUUUCCCCCCUCCAACAUAUUUUACAAUAAAAGCAACUUUUAAUCCUA